AUGUCCAACUACUACGCGCCCGACCCGUUUGAAAACGCUUGGGGCGACGCCACCAGCCCCAAUCCAGGGGCACUGACGUACGGGUUCAACUCGGGCUUGGCCCAAUCGUCAGCGGUGCUCUCGCCGUCCCCGUUCACGUCGCUGGGCGACAUGCCCUCCCAGUACCAAGACAUCCGCCAGAAGUUCCCCGACGUCGCCACCCUGUCUCAGUUUGACACUGAAAUCGUGCAAAAAGUGGUGCAGCAGGGACUGUUGACGCCGGCCCAGGCGGCUAAGGUCACCAGUACCGUCUACGACAACUUGAUGCCCCUCGACGAUAAAGGGUUUUUACAAGCAUUGGGAGUGUUGGCACUUGAAUUAGAGAGUGAAUCAGGUGACUAUGUGACACUCCAAUACCGUAUGAACAAUCUCCCCGAGCUCCCGGAAGCGGUGGCUAAUCUUUUCCUUGAAACUAUAGCUAAUGACGUGGUGGCUCCAGUGGCAAGAAAACCUAAGUCUACCAGUCUCCUCCACUCAAUCAAAGGUGACUGCUCAGAGACUACGUGGGACCCGUUGUUAACUGACCGGUCGCUGAAGACUCUCGAAGAUCCUACUGAAGAUCGUGAGGCGACCCCGACUCCACAAGCACCCCCAGCCAAUCUGAGGGAAAUCAAUACCUACUUGAACGACAUCAGAGCUCGAUUCAACCCGUUAUCACCAAAUGAGAUCCACAUUAAGGAGUUACCUGAGCGGGAAGGGAUCGUGUUUAAGCAUACUAACUACAACAUCACCCACAACCUUCGCCUCGGCACUACGCAGCCGGGACAGAAAAGCGUCGUCAGACGCUAUCUGGACUUUGUUUGGCUUCUUGAGUUCCUCUUAAAAAAGUACCCCUUCCGUGUCAUUCCCGGCCUCCCCCCGAAAAAGUUUAAUGGCCUGUCGCCCGAUUCCCAGUUUCUACAACGCCGGCGCCGCGGGUUAUUCCGCUUCUUGAACCAACUAGUGAAGCACCCGGUGCUCAGCAAAGACCCCGUGGUGGUGUCGUUUUUAACCGUCCCCACUGACUUGUCCGUGUGGCGUCGUCAGGCUCAUAUCGACGACAACAUCGAAUUUAAAGGACAAAAGAUUUCUACCAAUUUCAUUAACACCAUAUGGCCCGCCCUCGGCACUGAGUUCAUGUCUGCCUGGGCUAAAGCUGACUCCAACAUCCCUCGAAUCAUUGAGGUGUGGACCAAAAUCGUCAUACUCGCCGAACGUCACGAAAAGCGUCAACAACAGAUUGCUCAGGACAAUCUGAGGUUUAACGAGAUGCUUCUGGCGUUAUCCAAUCUUGAUACGAGUCUUUACCCUGUGGACGGCCCUCAACUGGAACCCCUGGCCAUGGGUACCAAUAACGCCAACGACACGCCUAACAUCAACGAGCUGUUGCGUUACGUUGGCAGCUCAUUCACCAAAAGCAGCGACGUCCGCAUUGAUGAGCUGUUCCAAUUCAACUCGGAUAUUUUGGAACAAAUGAAGGGGUAUUUGGAUUACCUCUACUCGAUGCAGGAGCUUUUCGAGCGGAAUAAGCGGCUUGCCGCCAACAACAUCGACCAGUUGGAGAUGCAAAUCAAGGAGAAAGAGGCCCGCUACAAUAAGCUCAACAAUGAGGACGUCGACGCCAAGGGGGCGCUGAUCGCCAACUUGCGCCAGCUGAUUAUUAAUGAUAAGCAGGAGAUGUUCCAGCAACUCAACCGCGAUUGGCUUAUUAAGCAGUGUUGUCACGAAGAAUUGACGAUGAUGCAGCAGACCCAGUUCCUCAUCUCCCAAGUCUGGCUCGACUACGCCCGCACCCGGUUGCGCAGCCAACAAAAAUUGUUGGAGAUUCAGGACAAUCUCGUGCAAGAGAUCGGCCUGCUCAUGCCGGUGGAACACUCGUCGCUGUAG
Molecule: messenger RNA, 1905 nt
Organism: Diutina rugosa
Lineage: Eukaryota; Fungi; Ascomycota; Pichiomycetes; Serinales; Debaryomycetaceae
Exons: 2
Coding region: 1-1905 (634 amino acids)
Biological process (GO): retrograde transport, endosome to Golgi; protein targeting to vacuole
Cellular component (GO): endosome
Molecular function (GO): phosphatidylinositol-3-phosphate binding
Source: RefSeq, a predicted model, not a curated record